Messenger RNA from Bipolaris zeicola 26-R-13, 654 nucleotides. RefSeq lists its product as uncharacterized. Gene Ontology annotation, cellular component: mitochondrion. The record is from RefSeq and is a predicted model, not a curated record. NCBI's taxonomy places the organism in Eukaryota, Fungi, Ascomycota, Dothideomycetes, Pleosporales, Pleosporaceae. Gene Ontology annotation, molecular function: superoxide dismutase activity; metal ion binding. The transcript has 3 exons. Gene Ontology annotation, biological process: superoxide metabolic process. Bases 1 to 654 code for a protein of 217 amino acids.
AUGUCUACACCACAGUACACGCUUCCUCCGCUCCCCUAUGCAUAUGAUGCAUUGGAGCCGCACAUUUCUGCUCAGAUCAUGGAGCUGCACCAUAGCAAGCACCAUCAGACGUACAUCACCAAUCUGAAUGGUCUACUCAAGACCCAGGCAGAAGCUGUCUCGACCCUCGACAUCACAUCUCAGGUUUCGAUCCAGCAAGGCAUCAAGUUCAACGCUGGCGGCCACAUCAACCAUUCCCUCUUCUGGCAGAACCUUGCUCCAGCCAGUUCUAACGAGGCCAAGAGCUCCGCUGCACCUCAGCUCAUCAAGCAGAUCAAGGCCACUUGGGGCGAUGAAGACAAGUUCAAGGAGGCCUUCAACACUGCUCUGCUGGGCAUCCAGGGCAGUGGUUGGGGCUGGCUCGUCAAGACCGAAGUUGGCAAGGAGCAGCGACUCUCCAUUGUGACGACCAAGGAUCAGGAUCCUGUUGUAGGCAAGGGCGAGACUCCCAUCUUUGGUGUCGACAUGUGGGAACAUGCAUACUAUCUGCAGUACCAGAAUGGCAAGGCAGCCUAUGUGAAGAACAUCUGGAACGUGAUCAAUUGGAAGACGGCCGAGGAACGGUACUUGGGAUCGCGCGCCGACGCGUUCAGUGUGCUCAAAGCGUCGAUCUGA